CGUCAGUUACCAUAUUGGUUUUCGUAUCGAUAGCAAUUCAAGAUGAAACUCGCCAUUGUCCUUUUGGGUCUGGUAGCCCUCUCUGCCGCCGCUCCACAAGAACGCGGAGUCGUUCAGAAUAUGCUUCAGGACGAAGUCAACAAAGCCCAGUCUCAAUUGAAAAGCCUUCAGGACCAAGUCAGCGAUUUGAAAAGCAAGAUCGAAACUGAUGCUGCCAAUGUCAUCUCCGCUGCUGAGGCUAAGCUUGGACCCAUGUUCACUGAUUUGGAAAACGAAAUUUCCAAAUUGAUUGCCAAGGGUGAAGUCAUUGCUGAUUGCGCCAUCAAGAACCGCGAUGAUUUGGCGGAAUUCAAACCCAUCGUUUUCAACAACUUACCAACCUGCGCGUCAGGAUUAGCCGAUGACAUUGGUGCCAUUCUUCUUGGUGUUGAAUCAGAUAUCGGUGCCUUGGCAGGUGCUAUCGCCAAUUUGGCCCUUAUUGCUGGUGAAUGCGCUGCACAAGGUGAAGCAGGAGCUGCUAUUUGCGCUGGUUCCAAGGUCGGACCGAUUUUGGGCAAUGUCCUCUCAAUCAUCGGGGAUGCCGUUGCUGCUGUAGGAAUCGCCAUUGGCAAGGCUCCCGCUAUUGUUGCCGAUGUCGAAUACUGUGCCUCAAAUGUGGUAGCGAAUGCUGUCGUCACUCUUGGCAAGUUCGGUGAUGCUGUCAAAAAAUGCGCUUAAGCACUUUAGUUUUAUUGUUGCCGAAGAUACAAUAAAAGUGGUCUGAUUGAAAAAAUAAAAUCGACAAUCUUUUAAUGAAAA
Hermetia illucens (black soldier fly) is the source of this 798-nucleotide messenger RNA. RefSeq lists its product as uncharacterized. The coding region runs from base 43 to 717 and encodes 224 amino acids. The record is from RefSeq and is a predicted model, not a curated record. The transcript is spliced from 2 exons. Lineage: Eukaryota; Metazoa; Arthropoda; Insecta; Diptera; Stratiomyidae.